Messenger RNA from Manis pentadactyla (Chinese pangolin), 1813 nucleotides. RefSeq lists its product as uncharacterized. Bases 289 to 1233 code for a protein of 314 amino acids. The record is from RefSeq and is a predicted model, not a curated record. The transcript is spliced from 2 exons. Lineage: Eukaryota; Metazoa; Chordata; Mammalia; Pholidota; Manidae.
CCUCCCCCAGGCCUGCCACCAAAUCCAGCCCUUGUUAUGGACCAUCUUAGGAUUCUCGUGAUUACUGUGUUUGGAAAGGACCUCUCUGCUGCUAAAAAUAGGGAAAUCUCUUCUUACUUUAGACCUUUGGUGGGAUACAUACGUUUGUGGACACCAGGCUUUUGUGUCAUUGAGCCUGAGAAAGGGAGUGAGAUUACAGGUGGUGGUAAGCAAAAGGCAGGCAGUCCUUCCACUCCAGCUGAGCAGUACUGAUGGAGUGGGUGUGGAGGCAGGAUUCCCCACCUGAACAUGAUGGCAGGAUUUCCCACUGCUGGGCACGGAGGCAGGCAGGAUUCCCUCCCGCUGCGCACAGUGGCAGGAUUUCCCACUGCUGGGUGCGGAGGCAGGAUUCCCCACCUGGGCAUGGUGGUAGGAUUCCCCACUGCUGGGUACAGUGGCAGGAUUGCCCCCCACCCCCUGGUUGGGCCGGAGGCAGGCAGGAUUUCCCCCCUGCUGGACAUGGAGGCAGGCAGGAUUUCCCACUGCUGGGUGCGGAGGCAGGGUUCCUCUUGCUGGGUGUGGAGGCAGACAGUAUUUCCCAUUGCUGGGUGUGGAGGCAGGCAGGAUUCCCCACCGCUAGGCGUAGUGGCAGGAUUACCCACUCCUGGGCACGGAGGCAGGAUUUGCCCCCACCCCCUGGUUGGGCAUGGAGGCAGGCAGGAUUUCCCACUGCUGGGCUCAGAGGCAGGCAUGAUUCCCCCCUGCUGGGCACGGAGGCAGGCAGGAGUCCCCACUACCGGGCUUGGUGUCAGGAUUUCUUUCCUGUUGGGCAUGGAGGCGGGCAGGAUUUCCCACUGCUGGGCUUGGUAUCAGGAUUUCUUCCCUGUUGGGCAUGGAGGUGGGCAGGAUUUCCCACUGCUGGGCUUGGUGUCAGGAUUUCUUCCCUGUUGGGCAUGGAGGCGGGCAGGAUUUCCCACUGCUGGGCUUAGAGGCAGGAUUUCCCGACUGCUGGGCACGGAGGCAGGAUUUCCCCCACCCCUGCUCUGGGCACGGAGGCAGGCAGGAUUCCCCCCUGCUGGGCGCAGACGCAGGAUUCCACCCCCACCCCACACUGGGUGUGGAGGCAGGCAGGAUUUCCUGCAGGGUGCAGUGACAGGGUUUCCCACUGUUGGGCUUGGAGGCAGGAUUUCCCCUGCUGGGCAUAGUGGCAGGAUUCCCACUGCUGGGCAACACCGUGAGAGCUGGAAGACCUGACGGGCACACGCCAUCCCUUCAUGCUGCCUCAUCUCUCUCCUGAAGAUCUUUCUCUCUUUUCUUAAAAAUAUUCUUAUUUGUAGACAGAAUGAAGUUAGUGUGUAUUGAUAAAUGACCUCCAAGGAACUCCUCAAAGAGUAUGGCCAUUUAUUGGAUCUACUUUUCAACUGAAAAUGUAGAAAUACUUGUGAGGUUUUUUUCUAUGGUCUAUUUUAGGUGGGCGAUUAUAUUUUUUCAUUACUUGUGGUAUGUGGGGCCCUCUAUUUUUAAUGGGGGAAUUUCAUUUUGAUGAUCAUAAACAUUAUUUCAUGAUUAAAGUUGUGUUUGAAGUUGUUAUAAAAUGUGUUUCCUUUUAUCCCCUGUUGCAGGCCCUUGUUCAUAUGUAGAUAGUAAUAUUUUCACCUUGUGCUAAAAUUAACUUGCUAGGCUCUUGUAGUUUGUUACUUAAGAAAACUGAAUGUGAAGUGUCCUGAAAUUCUGGUAGGGGUUCCGAUAAAGGUGGUACUGUAGUUAUACAGCCUUACAAUUUUGUAUUUCAUCCCACAGCUAAAAAAAUACCCCACAGCAACAAACUUGUAAC